Messenger RNA from Cynoglossus semilaevis (tongue sole), 1374 nucleotides. RefSeq names its product S-phase kinase-associated protein 1 (gene skp1). Bases 207 to 698 code for a protein of 163 amino acids. The transcript has 6 exons. Gene Ontology annotation, biological process: ubiquitin-dependent protein catabolic process. NCBI's taxonomy places the organism in Eukaryota, Metazoa, Chordata, Actinopteri, Pleuronectiformes, Cynoglossidae. The record is from RefSeq and is a predicted model, not a curated record.
GAACAGGAACAGUAGGCUUCCGUGUGGCGGACACUCCUCUUCCAGGCUGAGUUGGACAAAGCCAUCGUCAGCCUCCAGGGCACCAACAGCAGCCUCUCCACCACUAGGUUGAUUCAGACACUUCCAGCCGCCUCGCUGCGCCUGUCAGCACCACUUUGUCCAUACAGAAGGUCCGCUUCUGGAUCUGACUUCAAACAGUAACGAAAAUGCCUACAAUUAAACUACAGAGUUCUGAUGGAGAACUCUUUGAAGUGGACGUUGAAAUAGCCAAACAGUCCGUCACCAUCAAGACAAUGUUAGAAGAUUUGGGGAUGGACGAUGAAGGAGACGAUGACCCAGUUCCUCUUCCUAAUGUGAACGCUGCCAUCUUAAAAAAGGUGAUUCAGUGGUGCACCCAUCACAAAGACGACCCUCCUCCACCUGAGGAUGACGAGAACAAGGAGAAGAGGACGGAUGACAUUCCUGUGUGGGACCAGGAAUUCCUCAAAGUUGACCAGGGAACCCUGUUUGAGCUAAUUCUGGCCGCCAACUAUUUGGACAUCAAAGGUCUGUUAGACGUCACUUGUAAGACGGUGGCCAACAUGAUUAAAGGCAAAACCCCCGAGGAGAUCAGGAAGACCUUCAACAUUAAAAAUGAUUUCACAGAGGAGGAGGAAGCUCAGGUACGCAAAGAGAACCAGUGGUGUGAAGAGAAGUAGAGGCAACGAUCCUGCCAACACUACCACACUGAAAAGGAUCGUCUCUGAAAAACUGGUUGCACUGGCGUUGUUCAUACUUGUUAAUAUUUACAUUUAGUAUAUUUAAAGCCACGUGACUCCCCCCCCCCCUUUCCUCAGUUUUCCUCGAGCAUGACCAUUUUAACUUGCUUGCGUGGUGAUAUUCAUUUACAGGAGUUUUGUUGCUGCAGUUGUCACGUAUCCACAUUAUUAAAUAAAUAAUAAUAUCAAUAGAUCUGGUUUCAUGGCUUUGUAGCCUCAACAAUUAGAAGGCAGAAUUUUCCCUGUUAUUGCUGUUUUUUGUACUGGACGUGUUUUAUUUUAGAUUCAUUAAUUUUAAUAAAAAGGCUUUUUUGACUAUGGAAUCUAAAGGGUGAACUUAGCUUUUUACCCUGUUAAAUGCAUUUGUUCUGUAAAAUCAUGUUCAAGUGAUUUUGGGCUGUUUUAAGUGGAAAAACAAGUUUAGGUUUGUGGUGGAAACCUUUUUUGCGCCAUGUCCCUUUGGACUUGAAGUACUUUGUUGUGUCACGCAGUGUUGGGUAACACAUUCCUGAUUCAUAUUGUAUUGAAUAGGAACGUUUAGUUUCUUUUUGGAAAAGCUGAUGCUGGUUUUUAGGAUGGUUUCAAACUGAAGGAGUAAAUAAAUCAUGAAAGUUCA